AUGGACUACACGAUGGAAGACACCCAGAACUCGGCGCCCGAUGCGCUGGAAGCUACCAAGCUGAAUUCCUCCACCCAGCGAAAUGACACGCAGAGCGUGACCAAGCGUCUGCAGGCGGAGCUGAUGCAGCUCAUGCUCUCACCCUCGCCGGGCAUCUCUGCCUUCCCCGACGCCGAUGGGAACCUUCUUUCAUGGACGGCAACUAUCACUGGCCCGACCGAGACCCCCUAUGAGGGUCUAACUCUCAAGCUCUCCUUCGCCUUCCCCAACAACUACCCCUACUCGCCGCCAACAGUCCUCUUCAAGACUCCCAUCUAUCACCCCAACGUCGACUUUUCCGGCCGGAUCUGUUUGGAUAUCCUCAAGGACAAAUGGAGCGCAGUUUAUAACGUACAGAGCGUCCUGCUGAGUCUGCAGAGUCUCCUGGGCGAGCCAAAUAACGCGAGCCCGCUGAAUGCGCAAGCUGCGGAGCUCUGGGACUCCGAUCAAGAAGAAUUCAAGCGCCAUGUCCUGGCUCGACACCGUGAUCUCGAUGACGAAUAG
Messenger RNA from Penicillium macrosclerotiorum, 543 nucleotides. RefSeq names its product putative ubiquitin conjugating enzyme (UbcK). The record is from RefSeq and is a predicted model, not a curated record. Lineage: Eukaryota; Fungi; Ascomycota; Eurotiomycetes; Eurotiales; Aspergillaceae. The transcript is spliced from 3 exons. The coding region runs from base 1 to 543 and encodes 180 amino acids.